UCUCUGUUUAUAUGCAUUUGAAGGCCAUGUGAGUGACUGAGUGAGAUUACUUAUGAAUACUAUAGUACAUAUUGUAUAUACCAUAGUUUGAUAGAUGAGUAAGUAUAAAGCUUUGUAUGCACAGAGUUGAAGUGUGUGUACGGUAAUUGGCAGCAACCCCGCUCAUUUGGCUUGACUGCCACAACUACCGACCUUUUUAGACAACGAAACUACUAGUUGACGCUGUUAUACCUUCUAUGAAAAAGUCGGAUUUUUUCAGUUGCUGAAAUUAAAUUUUUAAAAAGCCUCAACUGUACUUACUCAAGAGUUGUGCGUGAAAUAUGUGUAUACACUUGUGUGUAUAUUCGUAACAUAUUUAGUAUAGUCUGACUAGUCGGACUAAUUGCAUUAGCUAAACUUCAAAAUAUCGAUUUUUUAGUUUUUAUGAAACGAUAAUUUUGGAAACCAAACCAUUUCUAAACUAUAUUGACGUCUUCAAAUAAUUAUUGUCACAGAUUAUUAUAUAUUUUUUUAAUUUCAUGAAGGGUAUUUUGAAUUCGGUAUAACUGAACGGAAUUGACGUUCCGUUGAUUGUUUGAUUUUUGAUUGAAUGAGAAAUAAAUACUAUGGUCAAUAAAGCAAUUUUGAGUAGAUCGCCAGUUGUUUGUUGGCGUUGAGCAAAUGAGAGCAUUUAGCGUCGCAUUGUAAAUUAAUAAUCAACAACUGUGUAAUUUAGAUUUCUGUUGCGAAUAUUGAGUAUAGAUGUUUGUAUGUGUAUGCCUUUCUGGCUAUGACUUUAAUGACGGCAUCAGAUGGCAAUUGGAGAUACGCUUUAAGUAUUUGCUGUUAGUCGUCUAUUGGUAGAGAUCGUGAACGGUUUAACUGGAAACGUUCCGUAGCGCGCGAAUAAAUAAAGUCAUACAAUUGAAACCCUGCACCUUAUAAACAGAAUACUUAGCCGGUAGUUUCAUGUGGUAUCUACAUAAACACAGACGCCAAGUGAAUUGGAAUAUUAAAAUAUUAAUUGAUUACGAAAAACAAAUGCUUGUACAGUUGUGAUUAAUUUAUUUGCGCAAAUUACUUGAGUACAUAUGUAUGUAUGUACAUACAAAUACUCUGAAGUACGCACUUAUGUGUCUUUUGCGGGGCAUAGACUUUGAACGUGUCAGUAGGUGACGUAUACGCAACGUAUGAUAACCAUAAAUGCGUGCACAUAAAUAUGUAUGUAUGUAUGCGCUCUAUACAAAAAAAAAAUUGCAUAUACAGAGUAAGAGCCGUCAUUAUCAAGUACAUUGUAAAACUAAUUACUUUACAGUUAUAUCGAAAAACGUUCUUGACAUACAUAUGAAUUUGGAAGUACUGAAACUUUGACUGUGACAAAAAAGACAACAAAUUAACCAAAAGCUGUAUCAGCAAAAUAACAAAGUUUAUUGCCAUAGCUGCGGCAGCACAUCAUGCCACCAACGGAAACCACAAAUUAAAGUCAUAGUGAAAACUUCGCAUUUUGUGCACAAGUUGAAACAUAGUUGUAGCAAAGACUACAAAGAGUGAUCAAUCUAGCACGCGUUGUGCGAAAUUCUAGUGAAGUUGUUAACAAUUUGGCAAAGUCAUCAGCAGGUAUAGUUAAGUCAAGCGAACUUUCUGAAGGCCUUUCACACAAAGCGAACAUACGAUUUGCUCGUUUGGCGCACAUGUGGACACGCACACUGCAGUAACACAUACGCACACAACAUCAAGUGUAUCUAUGUACAUCUAGACAUAAUAAACAGAGCAAAGAAUUUAGUUGUUUUGGUCGACUUUUAAUGGUGUGAUUAUUCGGCUGCUACCUGCUCGCAGUUUGGAAAGAUAGUAUAUUUGCGAAAAAUUCGACAAUUUCUUCUGUAUAACAGCCGCCACAAUGAGUUAUGAUGACGUCAUUAAUUAUUUGGGCGAUUUCGGCAAAUAUCAGAAACAAAUUUAUUUUUUACUCUGCCUACCGGCUAUUUCCUGCGCUUUCCACAAGUUAGCUGGUGUAUUCCUUUUGGCGCGCCCAGAAUUUCGUUGCUUACUGCCGUUUGAGAAUCCGUUAAAUGCAACAUAUGACUCUUUUCCACUCGAACAUUGGAAUCUGAGUUAUCCUAUAGACGAUCUAACCGGUAAAUAUCAGAGGUGCGAAUAUUAUAAUACUGACUAUACAACGGACUAUUUGGAGACGGCGACCAUGCCGGCCACAGGCAAUGGCACUGUCAAAUGCAGUCACUACGUCUACGAUCGUUCAAAGUACGAAAAUAGCGCGGUUACCGAGUGGGAUAUGGUGUGUGCACGCGGCUUAUUGACCGCCACAAGUGACAGCCUAUUUAUGCUUGGCGUAUUGUUGGGCAGUAUUGUAUUUGGACAGAUGUCGGAUAAAUAUGGACGCAAACCCAUUUUCUUUGCCUCUCUGGUUAUACAAGUUAUCUUCGGCGUACUGGCUGGUAUUGCUCCUGAGUACUUCACCUAUACCAUAUCACGCAUGGUUGUGGGCGCUACAACGUCCGGUGUCUUUUUGGUCGCAUAUGUCAUCGCUAUGGAAAUGGUGGGCUCGACAUAUCGACUUUUUGCCGGCGUGACCGUACAAAUGUUCUUCUCAGUUGGUUUCAUGUUAACAGCCGGUUUUGCAUAUUUCAUACAUGACUGGCGUUGGCUGCAAAUCGCUCUCAGUUUGCCCGGAUUAUUAUUCAUGUGCUAUCAUUGGGUCAUACCGGAAUCGGCCAGAUGGUUACUCUCUAAAGGUAGGAAAGAGGAGGCAAUCGUAGUUAUUGAGAAGGCGGCACGCAUAAACCGUGUGACCAUACCGAGUGAAGUAUAUGACAAUCUAAUCGAUGAAGCAGCUGAGCGUGAGAAAAAAGAGGAGACUGUAUCUGAAGGCGCAGAUGAAAAGGCACCCACCGUAUUCGAUCUUCUGAAAUAUCCGAAUUUGCGUAAAAAAACACUUGUUAUUCUCUUUGAUUGGUUUGUCAACAGCGGCGUGUACUACGGGCUAUCGUGGAACACAAAUAAUCUUGGUGGCAAUGUUUUACUAAAUUUCAUGAUUUCUGGUGCAGUUGAAAUUCCCGGCUACACAUUUCUCCUAUUUACGCUUAACCGUUGGGGUCGCCGCACAAUACUUUGUGGUUGUAUGCUGGUCGCUGGUGGUGCCCUGUUGCUAACCAUAAUUGUACCUGCAAGCAAUAAUUGGCUUAUAAUAUUGUUUGCCAUGAUUGGCAAGUUGGCCAUUACUGCAUCGUAUGGUACUAUAUACAUUUUCUCGGCGGAACAAUUUCCUACAGUGGUGCGUAACGUUGGUCUAGGCGCAGCGUCAAUGGUAGCUCGUGUCGGAGGCAUCUUGGCGCCAUAUUUAAAUUUAUUGGGUGAAAUAUGGCGUCCUCUGCCAUUGAUCGUGUGUGGCUCUUUGGCAUUCUUUGCGGGGCUCUUGUCUUUGAUGCUGCCGGAGACGCUUAAUAAACCGAUGCCCGAAACGAUUGCCGACGCCGAACAGUUCGGAAAACGUACACGCAAUGCUAAGUUCGCCGAAGCAGGCGGUGAGGAGUUAGCCAGAAUUGUUACACCGGAGCAGAAAAAUCACGUUGCGGAUGGAAAUACAUGAUAAUAUUGCCUAAGUUUUUUAAGCGAAUUUAUUUUAAUAUCAGUAAACCGUUAUCUUAAUAUGGAAACUUCUUAACUGAUACAACAUGUUAAUUCAAUGCGAAUUAUUAUGUUAAGCAAAAAGAUAAAUACAAUAAUUUAGGAAAAGGAUAAUGCAAGCACAAACCGUACUUUGAAUCUUUUCUCGUUAAGGUAACGGUAUACAUACCAUACAUUUAUCAUUAGGAUUACUAUUGUAUAACUCUGGGAAAACGUUUAAAAUAACCAAAGAAUCUUCAAAAAUGUAUUGUUUUAUGUGUUAUGUGAAUAUUAUCGUCGUCGAUAAAAAAUAUGGUUACAUGCAAUUGUACUUUUAUCUAUAAAUUUUCAUAAUUAGAUUUCUAACUAAUGCAUUAUUUUACAUAAAUUACAUUAAUUAGUAAUUACAUUAAUGUUAACUUAAUAUUGCUCUCCAAAAUAAAGAGUUCUGUCUAAAAUUAUUUAUUUUAAUAAAGACAUAACAAUUAUGUUAUCUACUAAACCCCCCGGUUCACUUACAAAUAAUAUAAGUAACAUUUACUGUAACUAACCUCAAUAUUUGCAGUUUUCUCAGAAAAAUUUCUAUAUACUUAUGUACAUUUAUGUGUAUGUAUGUCUCUGCACAGACAAUUUAUUUCACUUGCAUUUAUUAUAUUCUAUAUUAGAUUAAAACAUUCUUAAGUGUAUAAUAUUUAAAAUCUUAUAUAAAUUUAUUCAAGUACCAGAGUAAUACGACACAUAUUUUUAAUAAAAUUAAGUGAAGUUCGAAACUUCGCAUUGAAAAGUUUAUGAAAAACACUGUUAUAACUUGACCAAAAUUAGGAAAACACUUCGGUCAAAAAAACCCUUAACAUAGGGUUUUAACUUAACCAUUACUUCACCUGCUUUUAUAGUAUUCUUAACUCUAUACAUAUUCUACACUCUGUACACUGUAUAUAUUCGAAAAAUGUGUCUGUUUUUUGAUUCCUUCUGAAAAUUUGACCUUUCAUUUCUUAUGAAA
This is a messenger RNA of Bactrocera oleae (olive fruit fly), 4600 nucleotides long. RefSeq names its product Organic cation transporter (gene Orct). Gene Ontology annotation, biological process: transmembrane transport. Gene Ontology annotation, cellular component: membrane. The record is from RefSeq and is a predicted model, not a curated record. Gene Ontology annotation, molecular function: transmembrane transporter activity. Lineage: Eukaryota; Metazoa; Arthropoda; Insecta; Diptera; Tephritidae.